AUGAAGGCUAUCACAUUGCUGCUUACUGCAUCCUCGGUGUCUACUUUAGGGCUUGUGGAAGCUACCUUACCAAAAGUAAGAGGCGUCCCACCAAGUAAGCAACAUUUGUAUGAGCCAAGCUCCAAUGGAACGUGGAAAUGCUUGAAUAGUCAAGAUAUAGUUCUCAAUUAUAGUCAGAUCAAUGAUGGCAUAUGUGACUGUCCUGAUGGUUCAGAUGAACCAGGUACUGCCGCAUGUGUAGAUACCUUAGAGUCACAAUUAUUUUACUGUGAAAAUGAAGGUUUCAUUCCUCGAUUUAUUCGAGGUACAUUUGUAGAUGAUGGAAUAUGUGACUGUUGCGAUUGCUCUGAUGAAAGUAAUUUACAUGGUAAUACCUGUGGAACCCUUCGUGAGGUCUUUGAAGACAUCGUACAAACAGAAUUAAAGAAAUUUGAAGAAGGAAAAGUAGAAUUAAUUCAAUUAAUGAAAACCUAUGGUAUUGACAUUUCUGAUAAAGAAAAUGAUGAAUUGGUAAGCAAAAGAAACCGUGAUGUUGAAAUGGCAGUCUUGAAAGAUGAUAUUGACCAUUUAAAACGUGAACAACUCAGAAAUGAGAUGAUUUUAGAUCAAGAAAGGGAAAAUCUUCUAAAUAGGUUGCAAAUGGAAAAUCCAAUACUUUAUCAAUUUGAAAAUAUUGAUAUGACAUUAAUUUUAAAUACGUUGAAAGAAUACUACCACAAAAUUGCGAAAAUCAGUGAUGCGUACACUGAUUUGACAGAAGUAUUAAUUGCGUUAUCUAAAACUUAUACUAGAAGUCUAAAUGAUAAAGUUGUGAAUGAGAACGUCAAAAUUUUUGAACAAAAAUUCUAUUCUCGUGAAUUAGAAAAGAUUGCAGCAAAUGGUAAAGUUGAUCUGGAGCAAUUAGAUCAAUUGAUAGUUUAUUUUACUGAUGAGUUACCUAAUAUAUUUUGGGAGCGUAAAUUUGACAAGCCAGCUGAAUAUGUCCAAAAUAAGGUAAAAUUUGUUUACGCAUUAAUUGAUGGUAAAGUAGUUUAUACGGAGACUCUGAAGAAUCUGAUUAAUAUAUUUUCCAAGAAUAUGGAAGAUAUCAGUGAAAAUUAUAAUGUGAAUUUCCAAGACAGUGGUGUUAUUUCCGCCGUCAAUGCUUACAGAGAAUAUUCAUCAAAAUAUGACGCCACAUUGAAAAGGGCAGCACUAGAGUUACCAUCCAAUUUCGUACAAGAGAUGGAGAAAUUGGUGAAUUUGGUUGAGUCUCAUGCGGAAACCUUAAUCCCUGAAAAGACAGAAGAGGAAGUAGGUCAAUUCAAUAAGAUUCUUGGUUACGUCAAUAAAUUUGGAUCAACAAAGUUAGAAUCAUUGAGGGAACAGACCAACGCUCACAGGAUGGAGGUAGAAAACUUACAAAAGCAGAUUGAUUCAAAAAUGAAUAAAUAUGAUCAAUUAUUGAAUGCUUCAAAAGAGGAAAACAUCGGUGGAACUUCACAAGAGGAUAUGAUUCCCUUAGAACAAAUUAAUGAAUUAUUGGAAAAGAUGGGUGAUUCAUUCAAAAUUGGACAAUUAUUGGAUAAUUACAGAUAUGAAAUUUCAUUGAAUACCCAAGACAAUAAUGGUGACAUAUAUCAGAGAGAAGAUAGGACGAAUGGAAACAGUGUCAAGAUUGGUCAUUUGAAAAGUGUAUCGUUUGACAAAAGAUACAAUCUGCAUAAAUUUAUAGACGACGUAAGGUUAAAAUAUUCUGGAGACAACAUUAUUCAGCAUUUAACCAGUGAUGAAGCCACACUUGGUGACCACAGUUACUUAUUUGGUAACUUACAAGAUAUCAAUAAUGGCCUUGUUUUCGAAUAUGUUAAUGGAGAUAAAUGCUGGAAUGGACCAUACAGAAGUGCAAAAGUGUCUAUUAAAUGUGCAAAAGAUUUUGAAAUUUUUAACGUGCAUGAAAUUACAAAAUGCAACUAUUUAAUCGAUGCCGCUGGUCCUAUCGGCUGUAAUGUCAAUUUCAAAUACAUGCCUCAUGAAACACGUUAA
Kazachstania africana CBS 2517 is the source of this 2025-nucleotide messenger RNA. RefSeq names its product Gtb1p (gene GTB1). NCBI's taxonomy places the organism in Eukaryota, Fungi, Ascomycota, Saccharomycetes, Saccharomycetales, Saccharomycetaceae. Gene Ontology annotation, molecular function: protein binding. The transcript has a single exon. The record is from RefSeq and is a predicted model, not a curated record. Gene Ontology annotation, cellular component: glucosidase II complex. Gene Ontology annotation, biological process: N-glycan processing. Bases 1 to 2025 code for a protein of 674 amino acids.